AUGUUUGAUUACAUAACAUUGUGUGAUGUUACUGAUCGAGUGGAUUUCGCUGGAGCUGAUGUUGAUCGAGUAUCGUGGGAGCGAAGCGAGCAUGUGGCUAAAUUUGAUUUUAUGUGCACGAUUGUUCAUGAUGGAUCAGCUGUGAACAAUGCGAUGACAUGUUCAUUAGUCUGUUCGAAAGAUUUAUUUGAUCAAGGAACUGUAGACAGAAUAAGCCGGCGUUUUUCAAGGUUCAUUAAACAGUUGUUCCUUUCUUCGAACGAAUGGUCAAAAUCGCCAUUGUACAAAAUGUCCAUAAUUCUCCCGAGAGAAGCGGAGUUAAUUCAUGAAUUAAAUAGAAGGCAAUGUGAAGAGAAGGCGUUGACAUCUAAGACUAUUUUCGAAAGAUUCAACGAAAAGGCUGCACAUAAUCCGCAAAAAAUUGCUGUCGAGCUGGAUGAACAAUGCCUCACAUACGCUGAGCUUUUGUAUUAUGUUCAACUAAUCGGCCUAAGCUUAUUGAAUAGAUACAAUGUUCUUCCUGGUAAAAUUAUCUGUCAAUGCAUGGAACGCAGUAUAUCCAUGGUCAUUGGUGCAAUGGCAAUUGAAAUGGUUGGUGCUGUGUAUUGUCCACUCUCUCCUGAUUGGCCCCCACAACGAUUUCACAUACUGAUUAAAGAAACUAAAAGUCGUCUAAUUCUUGUUCACAAUUUGACGCAUAGCAAAGUUCAGGUCGAUGGCACUGUAUUUAACGUUGACAAUGCAGUCAAUGCUGACUUCAGUGCCGGUAUAGCGACCGUCAAUCAACUGCCUGACUGUUUGAUAACUCCUGACAGCAUAGCCUACGUCAUCUUCACGAGUGGUUCUACAGGAGUACCAAAAGCGGUACAAGUACGACAUCGUAAUUUUUGCUCAAGUAUAGAUUCAAUGAUCGAAGUUGGAAGUUUUAGCAAGAAUGAUAUUAUACUUCAAAUGGCUCGUUGCUCGUUUGACAUUCAUGUUAAAGAUCUCAUUGGAACAUUGAUCGUCGGUGCUACCUUGGUUAUGCUUCAUCCAGAUGGAAUCUUAGAUCUUGAAUAUAUGGCUGAUAUUUUCAAUAGAAAACAAAUAACAUACAUGCAAGUCGUACCCUCUCUACUGCAAAGUAUAUUUACCUUUUUGAAAGAAGAGCAUUUAUCAGCAGUUGGAAAGACAUUUCAAUCAAUCUGCAGUAGUGGUGAAGCUCUCUCUGUAAGAUUAGUGGACCUUAUGGUGAGUCAACUUCCGAAAACCUGUCGAAUAUGGAAUCAUUAUGGUCCUGCCGAGACCACAAUUGAUGCAACAUACCAUUUAGUGAAUAGACAGUCAGACAGAAAAAGUAUUCCAAUCGGUCAACCGCUGCCAAACUAUCAGUGUGUCGUCGUCGACGAAUUUCAACAGUUGAUUACUACUGAGCAAGUGGGCGAACUGUUAGUGGGAGGCGUAGGCGUGUUUGCCGGUUAUUUGGGUCGGGAUGAUUUGACAAAAAAUGCAUUAGUAAACAUCGAUGGUGAACCAUUUUAUCGGACAGGUGAUCUCGUUCAGAUGGACAACAGCGGUUAUUUACAUUAUCUUGGUCGUAAGGAUUAUCAAAUCAAAUUGCGUGGACAACGUAUCGAGCUUUGUGAAAUAGAAAAGUGUUUGCUUGAUACUGGCGUCGUCGCCUGCGUGGUCGUUAAGUGGAAUGAACAUAUUGUAGCUUACGUUCAAAGUUUGAAUGCUACAGAAGAGCAAUUACAACAGCAUUGUCGAUCGCAUCUACCGCCGUUCAUGCAUCCCUCUUUUUUCGUCAUAUUGGAACAAUUACCAUUGAAUAACAAUGGAAAGAUAGAUCGGAAAUCCCUUCCAACACCUAUCAUACCUGCUGUUUCAAACAAUACGAGUUCUGUCGAGCAAUCAACGUUAUCACCCUUAGGACAAGAAGUCUAUGCUAUUUUCACACAAGCAUUUCAUGCUCAAUCACUAAGUUUAGAUGUAUCUUUCAGACAAAUCGGUGGCACAUCACUAGAUGUUAUUCAGGCUUUAUCACUUAUUAGAAAACGGAUUUACCCUAAAGUUCAAAUUGGAGUUUUGUUCGAAAAUCCUACAGUACGACAACUUGCGCAUGCUCUUGAACGCUUGUUAGCUGACCGAGAGGAGAAAUUGGACAUUCCAGCAGCAAUGCAAUCAAAUGAUGACGAUUGCCAUUGUCGAUUGAAACCGUCAUUGUGUAUUGAAACCAUUGGAGUGCUGUUGCUCGCUGUGCAAUGGCUCAGUCCAAUAUUAUUUCUUUGUCAACUUAAUUCAUCAUUAGCAAUCUUUCUUGUUCCAAUCGUUCACCUACUAUGCUAUGUCGUAUGUCAACGUUUGUUUUGCCAGUUUUGGUCAGUUAUUGGGACAACCGAUGAGCUCUAUUCUUGGAGCUAUUACAGCUGGUGGUUCUUAGAUAGGCUAUGGUCGAUUAACAAUUGUUACUGGUUACAGCAUUUAGUAGGCACUUCGCUCUACAAUUCAUGCCUUCGACUUUGUGGGGCGCACAUUGGUCACCAUUGUCAUAUAUAUACAACACGAAUAGAUGCUCCUUGGCUGCUUGAAGUAGGAGGUUCGACAGUCAUUGGUAAUGAAACAAUACUUUCGAGUUUAUCCUUCUAUGAUCGCACGUACAAACUUUACCCGAUCUCGAUUGGAUCAUAUUGUUCGAUCGGCGUGCGCUGCGUUCUUUACGAAAGGGUAAAUAUCGACGAUUAUGUUUGCAUCGAGCCCAUGUCGGCAAUCGCGGGUCAUGUGACGGCGCCACAUAAGUGUAUAUUCAGUGAGAACCGAAUACUAUCACAAGAACAACGUCUCUAUCAGUUUUCGUGUGUAGUGAGCGUUUUGCUAAUUCAUUAUAUAUUGCUCGCGUUAACGUAUCGUGUGUAUCAAUGUCGAGCUAUUUCAUUUGCGCCGUUAUCUGUUCAACUUGCUCUGACUUGGCUCUUUUGGAUUUUCGUUAGUCUAUUUGUUUCUUUGGUCUUACUAAAGUUCGUCGUAGGCCAUGCUGUACCUGGACAAUAUUCACUUAAUUCUUAUUAUUAUUUGCACAAGAUAUGGCUGCGUCGGCUCAUCGUAUCAACAUUCUAUUGGUCAUUCGCAUUCAUUCCUAAGUAUAGUAUAUUUUCGGUCUAUAUUCUUCGUUGGCUUGGAGGACAUAUUGAAGAUGAUGUAAAACUAGCUGAAUUUCAUACCUUUUUGUAUUUUCCAUCGAAUCUGUUUACAGCUAGACGUGGUGCAACAACCUUCAACAAAGUAAUGAUUGCUCCAUUUGAAAUGGCACACGAACAUGACUGCUGUAUCGAUUCUAUUCAUGUUGGCUCUGACACAAAUUUAGGCAAUGGAUGUACGCUCAUACCAGGUGCACAUCUUGCAUCGAACAUAACGGUAGGUAACUUUACUCUAGUUACGAGAAAAACCGAUGGCCUUGCUUCAAACAUCAUACUGCUCGGUAUACCUGGCCAACAAAUGCCAUUCCAUCGGGCUCAGCAAAUACCAAUAGACCACAAAUCGUUAUUACGUGAUUCGUCACUGAUUUACCACCUCAUACAGACUUCCGUAUUUUUUUUAAUUGGUAAAUUUGUGUUCGUUAGCAUCUACGUGUUACUGCCAAUUACUGUUGCGCCGCUUGUGCAUGCAGUUUUCUUUUGUGCAGUGUAUCGUUAUUCAGCUUUUGUUGAACGAACCAGCACCACUUUCACUUUCUCCGACGUUAUGACGACCACUCAAUACUUUCUUAGCGCGUUCCUUAUCGACUUUAAGAUAUUGAUAUGUCCAUUAUUGGCACGAACACAGCUUCUGGUUUUUCUCUUUCGUGGAUUGGGCGCUCGAAUCGCAAGUGAUGUUAUUCUGUUUGAUAUUGACUGUCUUACUGACCCUCAACUUGUCUUUAUCGACGAUCAUGUUCGGUUCCAUAUGGAGGCCUCGAUUCAGUGUCAUACAUUCGAGCAGCGCAUCCUCAAAUUAGCAUUCGCUACUGUGCAUCAAUCGACGGUACUUAUGAGCUACUCGAUGGUGCUUUCCGGCGCAAUUCUUCAUGGGCAAAAUCGACUUUUGCCGUACACAUUAGUAAUGAAGAACGAUGAACUGCCAUUUAACACGGAUUGGUCAGGUGUACCAGCACAACAAUUGAAAUGA
Molecule: messenger RNA, 4143 nt
Organism: Adineta ricciae
Lineage: Eukaryota; Metazoa; Rotifera; Eurotatoria; Adinetida; Adinetidae
Source: the annotation of a GenBank genome assembly